AUGCUUUUGAAUUUAUAUGAAACUAAAUUAAAUAUGUUGGAUAAUCCGAAGAAAAAAUCCAAAAUGUGGAUAUCUAUGUCUGAGGAAUUAAAAGCAUUUCAUAUAGAGGUUACACCAGAUCAGGUGAGAUGGAAAAUAAAUGCCCUUACAAAAAAAUAUAAAGACUGUCUAGACAGUGGCCAGGGAGCAGUGGCUUUUAAGUAUUUCAAUGAAAUGCAUCAAAUCCUAGGAAGAUAUAAUGAAGACGGUGCAUACAGACUAGCAUCAGGUAUUAUGCAAGGUGACAAAGAACAUAACAGAUUAAAUAGAAAAUUAUCAUUUAAGAAUACCUCUCCCUAUAGAAAACUAAAAACAGAACAUAGGACCAAAGUAGAACUUGAUAAACAAUGGAUUGAAUAUUUACAAAGGCAAGAAGAACAAAGGCUAAUCAGAGAUGAGAGGUAUGAAAGGAGUCUUAGACUAAGAGAAGAAGAAUUAGAACUUAAGAAAAAAGAAUUGGAAAAUAAACAGACAAUAGCCUUAAAGAAGUUACAAUUAAAAGAAAAGAAACAUGAGGAAAUUCUGAAAGUAGAACAAGAAAAAUGUGCAUUGUUAAGAAAAUUGAUAGAAAACCAAUAA
Molecule: messenger RNA, 618 nt
Organism: Danaus chrysippus (African queen)
Lineage: Eukaryota; Metazoa; Arthropoda; Insecta; Lepidoptera; Nymphalidae
Source: the annotation of a GenBank genome assembly